AUGUCAUCAUCGGAUAAAGCAAUUCUAAGUCAAUUUCAACUUGAAAAUGGUUCUUUACUUGGUGGACCUGUUGAAAUUCCAUUAACAAUAAAUAUUCGUCAAUUAAAUAGUGUUGCUAAUGGAUUAGUACAAGCACAACAAACAUUAACAAAUAAUGAAUUAAUUCCAUAUUCAUUUUAUGUAGAUGAUAUUGAAAUAAAAGAAUCAUUAGAAAAAUAUUUUCAAGAUCAAAUAAAUAAACAAAUAUUUGAAAAAAUUUUAAAUAUUAUUUGUGUACCAAAAGCAAGAUUUCAAGUUAUACCUGUUGAAAGAUGUACAGCAACAAUUGAAGGACAUCUUGAAGCUAUAACAGUUUUACAAUUUAGUCCAAAUGGAAAAUUUUUAGCAUCAGGUAGUGGUGAUACAACUGUAAGAUUUUGGGAUUUAAAUACACAAACACCAUUUGAUGAAUAUGGAAAAGAACAUAAACAUUGGAUAUUAUGUUUAAGUUGGGCACCAAAUGGUAAAAUUCUUGCAUCAUCAUGUAAACAAGGACUUAUUGGUUUAUGGAUUGGUGCAACUGGUAAACAACAUGGUACUAAAUUACUAUCCGGUCAUCGACAAUGGAUUAAUUCUUUAAGUUGGCAACCAUUACAUUUAAAUGGUUCCUGUCGUUUAUUAGCAUCUGGUAGUAAAGAUACAACUAUUAAAAUUUGGGAUACACAUUUAUUUAAAACUGUUUUUACUCUAAGUGGUCAUACAGCAUCAGUAACAUGUAUUAAAUGGGGUGGACAAAAUUUACUUUAUUCAGCAUCACAAGAUCGUACAAUAAAAGUUUGGCGUACAACUGAUGGUGUACUUUGUCGUACAUUAGAAGGACAUGCACAUUGGGUAAAUACACUUGCAUUAUCAACAGAUUAUGUUUUACGAACUGGUUUUUAUGACCCAUCAAAACAAUCUACAAUGAAUGAUAGUGAUAAUAUUGAUGAUCUUACAUUACAAACAAUGGCACUUGAAAGAUAUGAAAAUGUUUAUAAAUUAUUUGAUACAAAUGGUGGUGAAAGACUUGUAUCAGGUUCAGAUGAUUUUACACUUUAUUUAUGGAAACCAGAAACAGAUAAAAAACCAUUAGCACGUAUGACUGGUCAUCAACAAUUAAUAAAUGAUGUUAAAUUUUCACCUGAUACUCGUCUUUUAGCAUCAGCUAGUUUUGAUAAAUCAAUUAAAUUAUGGUCAAGUCGUACUGGUACUUUUCUUGCAACAUUACGUGGACAUGUUCAAGCUGUUUAUCAAAUAGCAUGGUCAGCUGAUUCACGUUUACUUGUAUCGGGUAGUGCUGAUAGUACAUUAAAAAUUUGGAACAUUGAAAAACGUUGUAUUCUAUUUGAUUUACCCGGUCAUGCUGAUGAAAUUUAUGCAGUGGAUUAUAGUCCAGAUGGACAAGUUGUUGCUAGUGGUGGAAAAGAUAAAGUUUUGAAAUUAUGGAGAAGAUAG
Messenger RNA from Rotaria sordida, 1473 nucleotides. The record is from the annotation of a GenBank genome assembly. Lineage: Eukaryota; Metazoa; Rotifera; Eurotatoria; Philodinida; Philodinidae.